Messenger RNA from Plasmodium relictum, 2739 nucleotides. RefSeq names its product conserved Plasmodium protein, unknown function. Lineage: Eukaryota; Apicomplexa; Aconoidasida; Haemosporida; Plasmodiidae. The record is from RefSeq and is a predicted model, not a curated record. Gene Ontology annotation, cellular component: membrane. Bases 1 to 2739 code for a protein of 912 amino acids. The transcript has a single exon.
AUGAUUAACUUCACUAUAAUAUUUUUAUGUAUUUAUCAUUUAAUUUUAUCAUUAUUAGGAUCAUUAUUUUUUGAAAAUUACUUAUUUAAGGAUUUUGAAAAUAGCUUCAGUUUAGUAAAAGUAAUUUUUUGUUUUUCUUUUGUUCUCUGUCUAUCAUUGUUAUCUAUGAUCUUAUUUGAGAUAUUAGGCUUUAUAACUACUACAUUAAAGUUAUUUAUAUGGUAUAUUGAUAUAACUCUUUUGAUUUUAUUUAUUUAUUUAAUUAUUCCUGUUAGCUUAAUAUAUACAUAUAUUACGUAUGAAGAUGAAAAAGUUUCAAGGAGUUUAUUCAAAUUUAAAUAUUUUUACACUAUUUUAACUAAAAUGAAGCAUAAAAAAAUUAAUGAACUUGAAGAAGAUAAAAAAAAUUUUAUGAGAAGAUUAGUUUACAUUAGUGAAGACUUAAUCUCAAAAAUGAAAAAUUAUAAUAGGAAAAUAAAAAAGCGAAAUAAGCAAAAAAUUCUUAAAUUUUUUAUAGGAUGUCUUUUUUUCUUACCUAUUAUUUGGUUUACCUUUUAUAAAAUAUCAAUGAUUACAUUAAAAAACAACAGUGAUGUUUAUGAGAAAUCAGAUAUGUAUAAUAUAGGAACUAUUUUACAAGAAAAAUUCAAUAAAAUAAAUAAAGAGUUAAAUGAAGAAUACGAUAUAAAUAAUGAAAAAACAAAUAAUUCACCAUUUAUUAAAAUAAUGAAAAAUUUACUUAUUUAUAUAUCUGUUACAGGAAUGACUAUAGUUAGUGCACUUUCAGCUUUUACUAGUUUAUAUUCCCCGUAUACAAAUAUAAGUAAUUUUUUUUUUUUUGUUACCAUUAAUAAAGUUAAAAUAAUUGAAAAAAAAAUUAAAUUCAUAACAGAUGAAUUAUCAUCAAAGAAAAAAAUGUUGUUAUUAUAUGAAAACCCUCAUUUAAUUAAUAGUUAUUUUAAAAAUAUGAAUGAACCUACCUUUAACAAUAAGGGAGAUAUUUAUACGAAUGCAAAUAAUAAUUACAAAGAGGAAAUAGAAUUUGAAGAUUUAGCUACUUACACAGAUAACAUUACACAUAAGGAUAAAUAUAAAAUGAAUACAAAUAAUAAUUUAAAUUUUAAUGAAAAUAUUAAUAUAUGUAAUAUUCAUAAUACUAAUGAUAUGCAUAAUAAUAGUAUAGACCAUUGCUACGGUCGUUUCACACAUAAUAUUAGUCCUUUUGAUAAUUUACAAAAUAAUUUAAAUUAUAAUACAUGUCAGGAAGAAUCAUUGUAUAAUAAUAAUGAUAGUUUGAAUCAUGAAAUUAUCCAAAAUGAAAAUAAUUUUGAGUAUGAUGAUAAAAAAAGAAAAGAAAAAUCUGAAUAUGCAUGUUUUAAUAGGUUUAAAAAAUGUAACUUAUAUUUGGAUAGUCAUAAAUCUAUUUACAAGGAUAUAUAUGAAACAUUUAUGAAAAAAGAAAAGAAUUUUGAUAAUUUAUUUAAUAUAAAUGAAGAUAUAUAUGAUAUGAAAGAAAUUGAAAUGAUAGAAAAAAAGGAAUCAAAAUUAAUAGAAAAAAACGAUGAAUUUAAUGAAACAUACAUUGAUAGAAUAAUAAUGAGCACAAAAGAAAAUUCUAAUAAUAAAAUAACAACACCAUUUGAGAAAAGUAUUAGUAGUAGUAACUCCUUAUUUAAAAGAAAUGUUAAAUCAGAUAAUUUAUUCGAAAAUAAACAUGUAAAUUAUAAAAGAAAAUUUAUUUUUUUUAAAACCAAAGAUAAUUUUGAUGAAAAAAGUGGCACAAAAGAGGAAAAUGAUUCUGGAGCAGGAAAAAAUAAAUCCUUUUUUUAUAAAUAUACUGUUUAUUCUUUUAAAAAGAUAUUUCAGAAUUAUGAUACUUUGCCCCAUAAUGUUACAAAUAAAGAAAAUGUGAAUUUAAAUAAAAAUUAUAUUUCUGCAUUUCUUUUCAAUAGUUUUCAUAAACCUUAUAAAACUUUUCAUAGUGUGAAGGAAUUUUUUAUGGGAAAAAAAAGAAAUAUUAAUAAAAAAAAAAAGGAAAUAUUAAUUCAAGAUAUAAAAGCUUUAGAAUAUAUGGUGAAGAAAUUAUACUUUUUAUUAGAUGAAGUUAUAAAAGAACAAAUACGAGUGAAUCACAGUACUACUUUUUUUGGUAUAUUAUUGUAUUUAUUAGGAAUAAUCAUGUCGAUAUUAUGUUUAUAUAAAAUUAUAAAAACAUGCUACAUUAUAUAUAUGAUAGAAAUUCACUAUAGAUUUAUUUCCACUUAUAGUAAUGGACAUGUGUUAAUGCUAUUUUAUGCAAAAAAUAUGAAUAUUUCAAUCAUAAAUGAAUUGAAAAAUGUUCUUCAUAUAGUUAACAUAAAUAUUAAUUUAGAUAAUUAUGUUAUUUCUAUAACAUCUAUAUUAUUAUUAUGUUUUAUUUUUACUAAUUUAAAAACAUUUAUGGAAAAGAUCAUAAAAUUAAGAUAUUCAACAAAAUCAUCUUUAUAUUCUAAUUUAGCUAUCCUGUUAAUGUGCGAGAUAAUGGAUUUAUAUUUUUCUGCUUAUUGUAUACAAUUAUUUGAUUAUUUACCAAUUAAAGAGAAGAUUAAAAUGCUUUAUAUAUUUUUUAAUAAUAAUUUAUUAAAUUUAUUUAAGUUAAAAUAUCAUUUUGAUUUUGUUUAUGUUAUAUCCUUGUUUGUUUCUUUAAUUUUAAUUAAAUUUCAUCAUAAGCAUAGAACAGAGCAAUUUAAAGAAAUAUAA